CUUAAAAGCGCCCUUAGUGGCUGUUGGUUCAGCUCUGACCAAGACGUGAAAGGAACACUACAAGCGUGGAUUGCACCUCAGUCGAAAGUGUACAGAAAACUGCGCAACGCUGGCAGGUGCACCGAGAAGCAAAGCCAGGCGGUCGUCUUUUUGCGCGCAGGGGGUCCGGGGUUGACGCACCCGCGUAUAUAAGGCGGUAGCGCGCGGCCGUGACAUUGCAAGGUAACGUCAUGAGCCGGCGUGUGCAGAUGUGUUUCCUCCUGGUGCUGGCGGUGGUCUCUGCGGCCACUGCUGCGUACCCGCCCUACCACAGGACCGACGCCGCCAACCAAGGAGCUCCCGCAUCAGUGUCAGAUGAAGACCAGCAACGCCAAGUACAGAUCGCCGUCGUGCAGCAGGGAGUAGGCCCAUCAGCACCCCCUCCACCACAGCCCGGAAAUGUGUGGAUUCAGGUUCCUCAGCAGCCAGGUGGUGGCUACCCACAGCAGCCAGGUGGUGGCUACCCACAGCAGCCAGGUGGAUAUCCUCAACAGCCAGGUGGUUAUCCUCAGCAGCCUGGCAGCUACCCUCAACAGCCAGGUGGCUACCCACAGCAACCAGGUGGCUACCCACAGCAGCCAGGUGGCUACCCUCAACAGCCAGGUGGCUACCCUCAACAGCCUGGUGGCUAUCCUCAGCAACCUGGUGGCUAUCCUCAGCAGCCAGGUGGCUACCCUCAGCAGCCAGGUGGCUACCCACAACAGCCAGGUGGCUACCCUCAACAGCCAGGUGGCUACCCUCAACAGCCAGGUGGCUACCCUCAGCAGCCUGGUGGUUUCCCACAGCAGCCAGAUGGUCAGCCACAGCAACCAGGAGGCAUUCCUGAGCAGCCACAGCCGCAGCCACAACCCCAGCCACAGCCACAACCCCAGCCACAGCCUCAGCCUGAGCCAGCGACGGAGAGCCCCGAGUUGGCAGAGCUUCGCAAGAGCUGCAAAGCUCCCCGCGGACAGUUCCCCACCAAGGACUGCCACAAGUUCGUCAACUGCUGGGACGACGUCGUCAUCGAGCAGGAGUGCCCUGCCGGGCUGGCCUUCAGUGAGGAAGGUUUCUGCGACUACCCUUACAACGUGGAUUGUGGCUCCCGUACUACAGAUAAGCCAGCGCCGCUGGGUGACGCGUCGUGCCCUACGCCGUACGGCACCUACCGGAGCGACAAGAACUGCAGCGCCUUCGUCGUCUGCGUAGCCGCCACUCCGUACCUCUUCAACUGCCCCGAGGGCCUCGACUUUAAUGACGAGCUGGGCGUGUGCGACUACCCGUACCGCGUGGACUGCCGCGGCCUCGCCUCUGCCGGUGACGCCCCCGCUGCCGCCCCCGCCCCCGCACCCGCUCCUGGGCCCGACGGAGCUCCAGCGCCGCCGGCCGAGGGCGGUUUCUACGGCAAGCGCCUGCCUCCUGGCAUCCUGACGGCGGGCUCGUCGUGCAGCCACAACGCAGUGUUCCGGCUGACGGCGAGCUGCAGCUCGGUGUCGGUGUGCCGCGCCGGCCGCACCGCCAUCGUCAACUGCGCACCCGGCUCCGCCUACGACGCCUACUCCGGCGCCUGCCUGCCCGCCUACAGGGCUCGCUGCUGAGCUCUUCACGACAGUCGGCGCUAGGAAGAGGAGUAACACAAACGGCUUUUAUCUAACAUUCACAUCAUGGCCUGAAGGAGAAACAUCUGUGCCACCGUAACACUUAUUUAUUUAAAGGCAGAUAUGCUCGUUUAUUAAUCCAGUAAUUGAUAUCUGAAGUUCAUUUCGCAUUUACGGAUAAUUGCCAACGACAAAGGUCGGCAACGUCCGCACGCACAUUUUUCGAUUUAUUUCCAUAAUCAGAGAUGUGAUUCUGAGGCAUUAUUAUGUCAAACAGUGCGCUGUGAGGACGAGAGAACUCUUUGACCUGAUAACAAUACUUAAAUGCGACUAGCUGCUUCAGAAUUCGUGCCAUAUUUCUCCUUUACACCUACUGAAGAAAGAAUUUGUCGUUUUCUUAACAGCUCCUCCGAAGAAGCACUUUCUAGUAGUUGAGCAGCUUUCAUAAAUUUGUAGCAUCUUGCAGAACGUUUAUCUCAGACAGCUUAGAUUUACUGGUUUCAUGGGUUUUCUUUUGAGUGUAGAGGAGCGACUAUGAAUUCGACAAUAUUUUUCAGUAGCAUUCUAAGCUGAACUGGAGUACAUCACGAAAUAAGUGCCUUACUUGAUGAAAUGUUUCCUUUUGUAUGUAUUGCACUUUGAAGUUUGAUGCUAGCAUGUACUAGUAACUGUCUGCGAAUUUGCAGAAAAUUGUACUGCAGAACAGCAAUAAAGUUUAUUUAUUUGAUUCUCAUA
Schistocerca serialis cubense is the source of this 2351-nucleotide messenger RNA. RefSeq lists its product as uncharacterized. Lineage: Eukaryota; Metazoa; Arthropoda; Insecta; Orthoptera; Acrididae. Gene Ontology annotation, cellular component: extracellular region. Gene Ontology annotation, molecular function: chitin binding. Bases 231 to 1616 code for a protein of 461 amino acids. The transcript is spliced from 8 exons. The record is from RefSeq and is a predicted model, not a curated record.